Plutella xylostella (diamondback moth) is the source of this 1221-nucleotide messenger RNA. It is a transcript of the gene cN-IIIB, whose product is annotated as cytosolic 5'-nucleotidase IIIB. Lineage: Eukaryota; Metazoa; Arthropoda; Insecta; Lepidoptera; Plutellidae. The record is from RefSeq and is a predicted model, not a curated record. Gene Ontology annotation, molecular function: magnesium ion binding; 5'-nucleotidase activity. Gene Ontology annotation, cellular component: cytoplasm.
UUUUCACUAUUCCGAGAGUACUUUUGCAAGCUGCUGAAAUAAUUUUUCGCAAAAUUUUUGCUCUCAUACAUAUUUUACUAUACAUAAUUCUCUUUACAGUAGUAUUUUCUAGUUCUACUACCUGCGCGUCUGUAGGUUAUUGUUUUAUAUAAACUAAACUGAAAGAACUUUUCAGAUCUGCUAGCGAUUCAGAUAGGUAGUGUGUUUAUUAAUAUUCAUUCUGGUCCACAAUGAAGUUACUAAGUAAUAUUGGUGAAUUAUCGGAACUGAAACGUGAAAACGUCCACAUAAGAAAUGAAGAAGAUUUGCUAAAGAAGAUUAACAAAAUGAUCAUGGAUGGUAGUAGUAAAGUCCAGAUUGUGACUGAUUUUGAUCACACACUUACGAGACAUAGUAUGGACAAUGGUACCAUAGUUCUGACUAGUUUUGGUAUGUUCAGAGAAUGUCCAUCCACUCCUCAGAGAUACAAGGAUGAGGACAACAGGUUGUCAGCAAUCUACAAGCCCAUUGAAUCAGACCCUGUGAUGAGCACCGAUGAUAAAACAAAGCAUAUGAUAGACUGGUACACAGCAGCUCAUGCCUUACUCAAAGGUGUUAAAUUUCCUAAACAUGAAUUAAUGGAAAUAGCUGUUAAAAUGAAGGAGUGCUUUAGGACGGGCGUUCAAGAUCUGAUGUGUUGGAGCGAGCAGCACAGUGUCCCGGUGCUGGUGUUCUCCGCGGGGCUCGGCGAGUCGGUGGUGGCAGCGCUGCAGGCUAGCAACUACAUGCUGCCCAAUGUGAAGGUUGUGUCAAACUUCCUGGAUAUGGACGACAAUGACGUCAUAGUGGGCAUCAAGGGCGUCGUCAUACACACCUACAACAAGAACGAAGCCGCCAUCAAAGAUACAGAGUAUUACAAGAUGGUGAAAGAGCGGAGCAAUGUGAUCCUCAUGGGAGAUAAUAUAGGGGACGCCGGCAUGGCAGAGGGCAUGGAACAUUGCGAUGUGGUCAUUAAAGUCGGCUUCCUAGGUAACAAUAAGGAAGGCAACCUACAAAAGUACCUCGAAAAAUUCGACAUCGUCCUCGUAAAUGAAUCUUCCGUCGACGUCGUCAAUGCCAUAUUGAAAUUAGUGCUGUGAUUCUACUUCGGCCAUAUAUUAUUUACAAUUAACAUAAAUGACAUAGUUGUUUACAUUUUGAAUGAUAUUGUUAGUUUAAAAUAGAGCGAUGUUUACGCAGCUA